AUGGCACCCCCACCUACUUCAACUCUUCCUUUGACAGAACGUGUCAAGAAGCUUGCACAGACUCUUCAAUUUGCAUGGUUCUUGGGACAUCUGACCCUACUCCUUUCGGUCAUCCGAUACCUUUUCUCCUACAUCACCUUCAACUUCUAUUCCAGAUGGGCUCAGACUUCCUACCGUCUUGCCUUUGUUGCAGCAGCCGCGACGUAUGGCAUAGUUGUCUACAAAGCCUACAAAGCUCGUUUGAAUACUGGGGCGAAACAACAGAGUGCAUUGAUGCUGGCUGCUGACGAGAAUGUUCAGUAUUUGCUGAUGGCACUUAUCUGGCUUUAUUCUCGUCAGAUUCCCCUCGCUCUUCUUCCGUUUACAGUCUACUCUAUUUUUCAUGUUGCUACGUACACACGAACGAACAUCAUUCCCACCUUUCAACCACCAAAGAGUGCUCCUUCAGGUGGCACACCAUCCUCUCCCAACUCACCAAAACCUUCGUCCAGCCAGUCUCCAUUAGCAAACAGUAUUGGCAAAUUCGUCAAGGAAUAUUAUGAUGCUUCCAUGACACUCGUUGCGCUUCUCGAGAUCGGAUUGUGGUUCCGCGUUCUUCUGUCCGCCUUCACAUUCACCAAAGGCUCCUGGGUGCUGCUCAUUAUCUACAGCGUCUUUCUGAGAGCCAGAUACGCUCAAAGUCAGUUCGUGCAAGGUGCAUUUGCGCAGGCCAUUGCAAGGGUGGAUGCACAGGUCCAGAAUCAAAGCAUGCCGCCAGCAGUCAGACAGGGCUGGGAAACAGUCAAGGGCUUGGGCAGGAAGGGUGUUGAGGCCACUGAUCUUCGGAGAUACCUUGGUGGUUCCAACCAGCAAGGCACGAAGAAACCUCAAUAG
Endocarpon pusillum Z07020 is the source of this 873-nucleotide messenger RNA. RefSeq lists its product as uncharacterized. The record is from RefSeq and is a predicted model, not a curated record. The coding region runs from base 1 to 873 and encodes 290 amino acids. Gene Ontology annotation, cellular component: endoplasmic reticulum; membrane. The transcript has 4 exons. Gene Ontology annotation, biological process: membrane organization; endoplasmic reticulum tubular network organization. Lineage: Eukaryota; Fungi; Ascomycota; Eurotiomycetes; Verrucariales; Verrucariaceae.